AUAAUUUGGUUUGAUACUGAAUUGAGUUAGGUAGUAAUUUACUAAAGCAGAUGGUGUGAUCUUGAUGUUUCUUGAAAUGGGUUCUUUUGCUUUUUUUUAAAUAAAGUUUAUUGAUAUGAUUUUGGUUUUUUUUUUUUUGUUUUUUUUUUUUUUUUUGCAGAAAGUUUGGUUGGAUAAAGGCACAGGAAAAGCUUGUGUUUUGAUAUCUUCCAAUGGAUUAGCGAUAACUGGGAUUGACGAUCGUAGAUACUGGAGUUGGAUUUCUACAGAGGAAUCCAGAUUCCGUUCAGUUGCUUAUCUCCAACAAAUUUGGUGGUUUGAAGUCGAUGGUGAGGUCGAGUUUCCUUUUCCUUGUGGGACCUACACCCUCUACUUCCUCCUACAACUUGGGCGGUCAGGCAGGCGGUUUGGGUGGCGUGUCUGCAACUCCGACCAUGUUCAUGGUUGGGAUAUAAAACCUGUGAAAUUUUAGCUUUCAACUUCAGAUGGGUAUGGCUCUAAACAUUUUCUAUGUAACGGACGCGAUUGGAAACCCGGUAUUACUUGGACAUUAUUGCUUGAUAAUGGAGCUGAUGUUAGUUCAGAAGCCGAAAAGCAGCGAGUGAUCAUGUGCUUAAAAGCCGCGGUUGAAAGAAGGGCACCCGAGGGUGUGCGUCUCGAGCUAUUCAAACCCGACAAACCCGGGCUGUUGGCCCAAGUGACACGAACGUUUAGAGAAAACGCGAUGAACGUAACACAGGCCGAGAUAUCUACAACAACGGAUUGUUGCAUUGCUGCUUGAUAAUGGAGCUGAUGUUAAUUCUAGGAAUUAUUGUGGCCAGGUGAUCAUUCUUCGGUUUCGAAAUCGACAUGGACAUCCAAUAUUAGCUCCGAAGAUAUGCUGACCGAAGUUCUGUCGUAUUUCACGCAACCAUCAAUACCGGAGAAGACGGAGCGUAUCUGGAAUUUUAUAUCAGACAUAUAGAUGGAAGCCCGAUUAGUUCAGAAGCCGAAAAGCAACGAGUGAUCAUGUGUUUAAAAGCCGCGGUUGAAAGAAGGGCACCCGAGGGUGUGCGUCUCGAGCUAUUCAAACCCGACAAACCCGGGCUGUUGGCCCAAGUGACACGAACGUUUAGAGAAAACACGAUGAACGUAACACAGGCCGAGAUAUCUACAACAAUGGAUUGUUGCAUUGCUGCUUGAUAAUAGAGCUGAUGUUAAUUCUAGGAAUUAUUGUGGUCAGGUAAUCAUUCUUCGGUUUCGAAAUCGACAUGGACAUCCAAUAUUAGCUCUGAAGAUAUGCUGACCGAAGUUCUGUCGUAUUUCAUGCAACCAUCAAUACCGGAGAAGACGGAGUGUAUCUGCCACAUUCAAGCAUCCUCCCUUUCAUUAUGCAACCUGUGACUGAAUAUCGGAAGACACCUGCCAACAUGAAGAAAACCACUGCUGUUGCUAACUGUUCAGAAAGUUUGGCGACUCUUGAAGAAAUAUUACACCAUGGUCGAGAAAAUAAGAAACACACGAAUGCUGAGUUCAAUUGUCGUGUGGUGAUUAAAGGCGUACGUAAUAGCGAAGAGUGGUUCAGACUUAUGUGUGGAGGAGGAAAAUGCAUGAAAGGUGUAUCGCGUGAUCACAGGGAGCUAUGGUGUGUUGGCUGUGAAAACCCAGUUAUGUUUCCCCGAGCAAGGUUCCAUCUUGAACUUGAUGUGCUCGAUUCCACGUCAAAUGCGGUCAUCGUGUGCUUCGAUGACACUGCACAGAUUCUAACAAGCACCACUGCUCAGUCUAUACUCAAUGUGGAAUCGGGUCUCUCGCAUAUCUACACUGUUUAUUCCGAAAGCAUUCAGGAUAACUUCACUCCAGUCAUGAUACAGAACUCUAACGGUAGCAUCUCAGCGAUCCCAAACUGCUUACACUCACUUGUGGGCACCACCCGAACCAUCCAAGUUGACACAUCCACAUACUACCAUCUUGGGGCCUUUGAGAGCUUCAACUGCAAGCGUGUGCUCCAAGACGAAACCAAUUGUCAAUCCGUUGGAUCUACCACUCCUACUCCCAUGACUAGGAAGGGUAAAGGGGUGAUGAUAAUACCAACACCGGUUAAGCUCAAAGAAACAAUCAGAAAGUACAUCCCUACUUAUGAAGGUUCUGAUUCAGAUGGUUCUAUGGGUAGCGCUCCAGGUGAAAGCCCUACUUAUGAAGGUUCUUAUUCAGAUGGUUCUGUGGGUAGCGCUCCAGGUGAAAGACAAGAAACUACUAAGGGGAACGCCGACUACAUGGCCAUGCAUUAGCGGCAGAAGAUUUCGUGAAUUAUUGAAUAAAUCCGGAAGUUUUAUGAACUCCUUUAAGUUUUUUUCCUGUAAUGUAUGUUUUUAGACUUGGCAUGCAUGUUUGUUCUUAAACAGAUUCCACAAACAAAGUUUCCUGUGCUAUGCACGCCUUAAAUUUUGUCUGGUCGGCUUAUGGUACAAGCUCU
Helianthus annuus (common sunflower) is the source of this 2455-nucleotide messenger RNA. RefSeq lists its product as uncharacterized. The record is from RefSeq and is a predicted model, not a curated record. The coding region runs from base 1371 to 2270 and encodes 299 amino acids. Lineage: Eukaryota; Viridiplantae; Streptophyta; Magnoliopsida; Asterales; Asteraceae. The transcript is spliced from 11 exons.